AUGUAUUCUAUUUCCUACCUCACGAGGAUUAUUACAGGAUUGCGUUCCGGAUAUAAUGAACUUAAUCCAGCUAAUUUAAACGGCGCAAUUGAUAUUAUAGUCGUUGAGGGAAAAAAUGGUCGUUUCAAAAGUUAUCCAUUUUAUGUCCGCUUUGGCAAAAUGGGAGCAAUUAAUCCGACUGAUAAGCAUGUGGAGAUCUACGUAAAUGGCCGCUCAGUUGAUGAUGUUCACAUGCGGUUGGGAAGCAACGGGCUUGCUUAUUUUGUUAAUGACGUUGAAUCGAUUUACAUUGAGAGUGAUUCUGAAUCUACAGGUCCACUUAUCCGGGCUCGUUCGGUUGAUAGCUUAAAUGAUGAACUUUUGGCUCCUUAUCGGUUUCGACGUAGAUUUAAAAAGUCUCGUAUAGAUACUGCUGUUAACCUUUGCGAACCAAGUAAAGCAAAUAUUUCCUCCGAUUCAAUCAAUCCUUCCGGUUAUCUUUCGGAUGGUGAUAUUGAAACAAUCUGUCAUCAUGCAUCUUUUACUGAUGAUGGUAAUCAAAGCAGUACCUUAGAACCUGUUCAGAAAGAUCUUACUACUGCCCAACCAAGUUCAGGUGUUAAGCCAUCUAACUCGAAUCCUGGAGGUAUUUACUUAGAUGAACUUGUCGCACAAUCUACUGAUCAGAGCAUUCGUAAUACCUAUCUCUACUCAUCCGACUGCAUGAGUCCUCAACCAUAUCAAUCAGAUGGUGGUUAUAGGUCAGAUUGCGAGCAGACUUUUCAGAAACUACAUAUUGACGUGCAAAUGUCUCUAUGCGGUGGCCUUGAUGCUAAUGCUCAAGUUGAUUAUGAACGCUUUUGUGCUCAUAUGGUAACUUUUGAAGAAUUUUCUAAAGAUCCUGCUGGAAUAAUUACUAAUCCAAACCUUGUCCUUGCUUACAAUGAAAAAUUUUACAAUUGGCAGACUGCUGCACCUCUUAUUCUUAGUCGCGCCUGUUUUAAGGCUGAUCUUCCUUAUACUUCACUCCUCAAAUUGGAGGAAAACUUUAUGCCAAAGAAGCAACCACGAAGAAGGCGGGCUUGGUUUACUUGGGGUACUACGGAGCCAUCCGAGCCUCCAGUUGAGCCGGAAAAGACCUAUGUUAAGUCCCCAGUAGAGCCCUCCGUGGUCGAUAAUCCUCCUAUUCCUGGUCCUCCUGACUCUCAUACAGUGAACUCUAAACUCCCUAAAAGAAAUACACCAACAGAGAGGGAGUUAGAAUUAUUCGACCUGCAGCCUGGAGUAAAUGACAUCGAAUUCCGCGUUGUAACUAAGUAUCAAGGGACAGCAGUAUGUCAUGCAAAAAUCUAUCUCUGGAGGUGGGAUGAAAAAAUUGUUAUCUCGGAUGUUGACGGUACCAUAACCAAAUCUGAUUUCCUUGGCCACGUUAUUCCUGCUUUAUUUAACUCUGAUUACGGUCAUGACGGUGUAGCAGAAUUGUACUCAAAAGUUGCGGAAAAUGGCUAUAAAUUUGUUUAUCUUACCUGUCGAGCUGUUAGUCAAGCUGAUACCACAAGAGGUUAUCUUGGACGAGUUUGCCAGUAUGAUAAAUUUCGAUUACCCGAUGGUCCUGUUCUUCUAUCGCCUACAUCUACCCUAGAUGCCCUUCAUCGGGAAAUAAUUGCCAAAACUCCUGAAGUUUUCAAAAUUUCUUGCCUUAAAGAGUUAAGAGAUGUCUUUCCAGCCAAUUCAUGUCCCUUUUAUGCGGCGUUUGGAAAUAGACCUACUGAUGUAAAAUCUUAUAUUGAGUCCGGUUUUGAUCCCGGACGCGUGUUUACAGUGAAUCCCAAUGGUGAGCUGAAAAAUGAACGAAUCCCAUGUGUAAAGAAAUCUUUUGGUGACGUGACAAGUCUUGUUGAUCAUUUUUUCCCCACUAUCGCACCGAAGCCAAUUGAUGUGUGUGGUUCUGAAUCCGAAGAUGAUAGUUCUACUCAAUUCAGUGCCACCAAUAAUGAUGUGGAUAUGACAGUCUUCUCUUCAUUCACGUUUUGGCGUGAUCCUAUACCAAUAGACGAUACUGAUAUUGAUACUGAUAAACAAUCUUUUGAGGAUGUAUUUUCGCGGGCUGCGAAAUUCGUUCCCGAAAUUGUGGAAUCACUUUCAAAUGAGGAUCUCACGUAUCUAUAUGCCAGAUACAAGCAGGCCACUGAGGGUCCUUGCGACAUACCGCAACCGGGAUUUCUUCAGUAUAAAGCUCGAGCAAAAUGGAACGCCUGGAAAGCAUUAGGUGAUCUUUCUGCCGAAGAAGCCAUGAAGCAAUACGUACAGAAGGGCUUAACUCCUCUGCAUUGGGCCGUGGAUAGAGGCUUUCUCGAUAUUACAAAGGCACUUCUUGAAAAUGGUGCUGACAUAAAUGCUCAAGAUGAGGAUUUGCAAACUCCACUUCAUUACUCCUGCUCCUGUCAUUAUCGUGAGAUAACUACCCUCCUCUUGGAUCGAGGUGCCAACACAACACUUCGUGAUGCAGAGGAUGAGGAGCCUUACACCAACUUCCUCAACGAAUAA
This is a messenger RNA of Rodentolepis nana, 2526 nucleotides long. NCBI's taxonomy places the organism in Eukaryota, Metazoa, Platyhelminthes, Cestoda, Cyclophyllidea, Hymenolepididae. The record is from the annotation of a GenBank genome assembly.